CGUGCACAAAAUUCAUGCAUUAAUCGUUUGCCUCGAUAUCUGAUCAUUAUUUUGGAACGGGUGAAGUUUGAUACAAAAAUCGGCCAGUCAGUAAAAAACUUCAGUACAUUGGAAUACCCGCUUGAAUUUGAUGCCCACAGCCUCUGUUCAGAUGAACUGAAACUUGAGCUCGAAGGUAUUAGAAAGGCAACAUCGACAGAUGGUGAAGAUUCCCUCAACAUGGACACUGACCAAAAUGAUUUGCCGAUACCAAUGGACCAAUUAACUGGGUUAUAUGAUUUGAUUGCUUUGAUUGCGCAUGAGGGACCAAAUGUGAACUCUGGACAUUACAUUUCCUUGAUAAAGCAAGAUGAAGAUCAAUGGAUCCAGUAUAAUGAUGCAACCAAAACCUUACUGAAGAAUGAGGAGGCUUUGAAAUUAUCCGGUGGAGGGGAUGGCCAGAUGGCUUAUAUCUGCCUGUACAAAGCCCGUGUUGGGCGAGAAGGCUCCCUCUGAUUGUCCAUCUGCACGUUCGCUCGAUUGCCCUUUGCCUGGUUUAAGUGAUGCCUGCAGUGAGUUCUGAUCAACAAGGUUGAUGGUUAUGUUCUGUUGGCUUUGCCGAAGGAGCAUUCAGGAGGCUAAAUGGCAUGUUUGGUCUGCAUUGUAUAUUCUGAGAGAACCCGUGUGCGUGAACCACAGUAGUGCUAUGCUGAAGCUGUUCUAGACUAGUGGUCAUGCUAUUCCCCUCCUGGAGGUUCUUCUUGCUUCUGUUCGAUUCGGUGUAAUGUGCAAGCGCGUGUAUGCUCUGCUUGUUCAGGCCAUGUAACAUGAAGUGGAAGUGUUUACUGUGCAAGC
Molecule: messenger RNA, 834 nt
Organism: Lolium perenne
Lineage: Eukaryota; Viridiplantae; Streptophyta; Magnoliopsida; Poales; Poaceae
Biological process (GO): proteasome-mediated ubiquitin-dependent protein catabolic process; protein deubiquitination; regulation of proteasomal protein catabolic process
Molecular function (GO): cysteine-type deubiquitinase activity; proteasome binding
Source: RefSeq, a predicted model, not a curated record